Juglans regia (Persian walnut) is the source of this 2070-nucleotide messenger RNA. RefSeq lists its product as uncharacterized. Lineage: Eukaryota; Viridiplantae; Streptophyta; Magnoliopsida; Fagales; Juglandaceae. The record is from RefSeq and is a predicted model, not a curated record. Bases 381 to 1775 code for a protein of 464 amino acids. The transcript has 7 exons.
UCUCGGUCAUUGUAUUGGAGACCGGAAACACAACCUCUCAAACAAAACCCCCCUUUCCCUCCAGGUCUCUCUCUCUCCUAAAUUUCUUUUUCAAUUUUUUAAAACACAGAGCAUGGUUUCAUCACUACCCCCGUAUUUAUAACUCCAUGCCCACAUGGGCAAAACCAUUUGUAUGUUUUUAUAUUAGCUCAUGCCCGGAAGUUCAAGCUGUCAGCUCAUAAAACCGAGGUAUUAGAAGCUGCGUGUGUGCGUGUGCGUGGGUGAGAGUGAGAGAGAGAGAGAGAGAGAGAGAAUAGAAGUUUUCGCCAUACUGGGAUUCCAAAGCUUUGGAAAUGGUGAGAGAGUGAAUUGGGUUUCUUGCAAUAGUCAUUUGGUGUUGGAUGGAUUCACUGGGAGGUGCGUCUACAUGGAGAAAACCUAGGAAUAAAAAUUUUGACCACAGAACAGGACAACACAAAUGUACACAAAUACAAACAAAUUUUGAAAACGAUACAGCACGAGCGAAUUUCUCAAACAUGGCAUCUAGCUGGUGUAAGAUCUCCCCAAUCAUUCCCAUUUUUGUGUGUUUUCUUCUUGUUUCUUCUUCGGUUUGUCCGGUCCAUUCGUCGGAACAGAGGGAAAACCGAGCAGCCAACCAGACUUUCCGGCCGGAGGAUGAGUCACAAAAGCUCAAAAUAAUAAGAUCCCGUCUCAGAAAGAUCAACAAGCCUGCUGUCAAGACAAUUCAGAGUCCUGAUGGUGAUCACAUAGAUUGCGUUGCCUCUCAUCUGCAACCAGCUUUUGAUCAUCCUCUGCUUAAAGGGCAAAAACCACUGGAUCCACCGGAGAGACCAAACGGCCAUAACCCGACAGGCGUGGUGGAAGAAAAUUUUCAGUUAUGGAGUAUGUCUGGCGAAUCAUGUCCUGAAGGAACAAUUCCAGUAAGAAGAACGACAGAACAAGAUAUGUUAAGAGCAAACUCUGUCCGAAGAUUUGGAAGGAAACGGAGAUCAAGACAUGUUAGAAGAGACUCCAGCAGCAAUGGCCAUGAGCAUGCAGUUGGGUAUGUGAGUGGAGAUCAGUACUAUGGAGCAAAAGCAAGUAUAAACGUGUGGGCACCCCGCGUGGCUAAUCAAAAUGAAUUCAGCUUGUCUCAAAUGUGGGUCAUAUCAGGUUCUUUUGGCGAUGACCUUAACACCAUUGAAGCCGGUUGGCAGGUUAGCCCAGAGCUGUACGGGGACAACUAUCCCCGAUUCUUUACGUACUGGACUACGGACGCGUAUCAAGCAACCGGGUGUUACAAUUUGUUAUGCUCAGGCUUCGUUCAGACUAACAGUAGAAUUGCGAUUGGAGCUGCAAUCUCCCCAACAUCUUCGUAUAAAGGUGGACAGUUCGAUAUUAGCUUAUUGGUUUGGAAGGAUCCGAAGCAUGGAAAUUGGUGGCUAGAAUUCGGGUCAGGAAUUCUAGUUGGAUACUGGCCAUCUUUCCUGUUUACCCACCUUCGAGAUCAUGCAAGUAUGGUGCAAUUUGGAGGAGAAGUUGUUAAUUCAAGGCCAUCUGGUUUUCACACAUCGACACAAAUGGGUAGCGGUCAUUUUGCUGGAGAAGGGUUUGGAAAAGCAUCUUAUUUUCGAAAUUUACAAGUCGUUGAUUGGGAUAACAGCUUGGUUCCAUUAUCAAACCUAAGAGUUCUAGCCGAUCAUCCCAAUUGCUAUGACAUUCAAGGGGGAAUAAACAAUGUUUGGGGGAAUUAUUUUUACUACGGUGGACCUGGAAGAAAUGUGAGGUGUCCCUAAACUAAAGGGAUAGGCCGUACAGAUCAUCAUCAUCAUAAGGUGGGAAUUAAAGUAAUUACUUAAUUAGUUUAUGUUUUUUUUUUUUUUUUUUUUGGUUGGGUUAUUUGGGUUUCUCCUCGAGAUCAUUCGGUGAGCUUGGAGUUUAAUUACUUUGUUAAUCUAUUUAUUCUUCUUCUUUUUUUCUCUUUGACUAACAUGUCAUGAUUCAUUAAUUAAUUAUAUAUACCACCUUUAGGGACUACUUGUGUAAAUUUGGAAAAAAUAAAUAGUGAAUAUACUGUGUUUGUGAUCUUCA